Messenger RNA from Aphanomyces astaci, 501 nucleotides. RefSeq lists its product as hypothetical. The transcript is spliced from 2 exons. Bases 1 to 501 code for a protein of 166 amino acids. The record is from RefSeq and is a predicted model, not a curated record. NCBI's taxonomy places the organism in Eukaryota, Oomycota, Saprolegniomycetes, Saprolegniales, Verrucalvaceae.
AUGAGCCGCUCGCACCACUUUGGCGUGCUCAACACGCUUUUCUUUCGGAGGGCGGUUGGCCUUGUUGACCCGUCGCCGCUCGGCCUGCUUACGUUUCUCUUCUUGAUAUUUCUUUUCUUCUUCGCUGUCGGGAGUACUGUCCGGUCGAUUCCGUCGUUCUGCACGCAGCUUGGCUCGGGCUUCCGCCUUCUCCUCCGCUCGCUUCUCAGCUUCAGACUUCUCGGGCGGUGGGUUUUCCUCUUCGACACACGCGCCAUGGACGCCGCCCGCGCGUUGCCCAUGGCCUUGUUCGACUUGGCCAGCUCUUCCAUCGUCUUCCGUAUUUCCUCGCUCUUGGACUCUUCCACAUCCGUGGCCCCUCCAACUACCAGGACCAACGGUGGCCCCGUCACUGGUACUUCAUCCUCAGUCUCACUUCCCGCAGCUGCUGGCGCCGUUGCGGCGGCCUUCGGCUUCUGGGCGAUUUCCUUCGAGUUCUUUGCAUUGCUCUCAGUUCCGUAG